Messenger RNA from Lithohypha guttulata, 1065 nucleotides. RefSeq lists its product as uncharacterized. The coding region runs from base 1 to 1065 and encodes 354 amino acids. The record is from RefSeq and is a predicted model, not a curated record. NCBI's taxonomy places the organism in Eukaryota, Fungi, Ascomycota, Eurotiomycetes, Chaetothyriales, Trichomeriaceae. Gene Ontology annotation, molecular function: oxidoreductase activity, acting on the CH-OH group of donors, NAD or NADP as acceptor. The transcript has a single exon.
AUGAGCUCUCAAACGAACAAACCUCUCGUCCUUGUUACCGGUGGCUCAGGCUUCGUGGCUGUCCAUUGCCUCCUCGUCCUUCUCAAUACCUCCUCAUACCGUCUACGUACCACUACCCGCUCCUCCUCGAAAGCCUCAUCUGUCAAAUCUCAGCUAAAGGUCGGUGGCGCCAAUGAUGCUGAUAUUGAAGCUAUCGACUUCGUGGAGGCCGAUUUGACGGAAGACGAAGGCUGGGAUCGCGCAGCUGCCGAUUGCUCUUUUGUCUUGCACGUUGCAAGUCCAUUUCCUCCCAAGGCACCGAAGCACGAAGAUGAGCUCAUCAUACCUGCACGAGAAGGAACGUUACGCGUCCUUCGAGCUGCGAAGAGAGCCGGUACUGUGAAACGGAUAGUCCUCACGAGCAGUGUUGCAGCAGUUGGAUAUGGACACUCUGACGUGUCGCGGCCGUUCACAGAAGAGGACUGGUCAAAUGUCGACGCCGGCAUUCCCGCCUAUCCAAAAAGCAAAACGCUAGCAGAACGUGCUGCGUGGAAUUUCAUUGAACAGGAAGGCGAAGGCAUGGAACUCUCGGUCGUCAAUCCUGUCGGUAUCUAUGGCCCUCUAUUCGCCAGCGAAUCCUACUCUACAAGUAUAGAACUGGUUCUACGUCUAAUGAAUGGUUCUAUACCCGGACUUCCUGACAUUGGAUUCGGUGUGGUCGAUGUGCGAGAUGUGGCUGACCUACAUCUUCGUGCCAUGACCGAUCCGAAAGCCAAAGGCGAGCGUUUCAUCGCAGUGGCUGGAGACAACGAGGCUAUGACAGUGCAGGAGAUAGCAAUGGUACUAAAGGAGAGGCUAGGCUCGAAGGCUAGUAAAGUACCUACUUUGGUAGUGCCGAACUUCGUGGUGAAAAUGCUAGGGUUCUUCGAUCCCACAGUCAGAAUGAUCAUACCUGAUCUGGGCAAGAGGCGAGUUUCAAGCAACCGGAAGGCGAAAGAAGUGCUUGGGUGGCAGCCAAGAGGCGUUGCUGAUAGUGUGGUUGCUACGGCAGAGAGUCUGGAGCAACUUGGCAUGCUGAAGACAUGA